AUGGUGAUUUUGCGUGAGUAUCCUUUGUCUAUGGUUGAUCACAUUGAAUUUCGAGAGUUCUUACACGACCUACAACAACUGUUUAAGGUUUCUUUUCGCAACACUUUAAAGAGCGACAUUUUGAAAAUCUAUGAAUACGAGAGAGCCAAAAAUAUGAUUGCACUUGAGAAGAUUGAGAGUCAAAUUUCGAUCACUACCGACAUGUGGACCUCUUCUAAUGAAAAGAGAGGAUUCAUGGUUAUCAUUGCUCAUUUCAUAGAUGAUGCAUGGAAAUUACAAAGUCGAAUAAUGAGGUUUAUAUAUGUGUCGUGUCCACACAUUGCUGAUGUGCUUUCAGAAACUCUAUUGAGUACCUUGAUGGACUGGAAUAUUGAUCGUAAGUUACUAACUUUGACCGUAGAUAAUUGCACCACAAAUGAUACAAUGAUCAGUAUUGUGUUAAGUCAACUUUGUACUCGUUCUCUUGCACCGAAUGGAGAAUUUUUUCAUAUGAAGUGUUAUGCACAUAUAUUAAAUCUUAUUGUGAAGGAUGUGUUGGACAUUAUUAGUGGUAGUGUUAAGAAAAUUUGUGAUAGUGUUGCUUAUUGGACAGCCACGCCAAAGAGAUCUGAAAAUUUUGAGCUCUUUGCACGUCAAUUGAAAAUUGAUUGUGAGAAAAAAUUGGUGCUUGAUUGUAAAACAAGCUGGAAUUCGACGUAUUUGAUGCUUAGAGCUUUGAUUUAUAAUGAUGUUUUUUCACUUUUGAAACAGAGGGAGUCGUGA
Messenger RNA from Olea europaea var. sylvestris, 762 nucleotides. RefSeq names its product zinc finger BED domain-containing protein RICESLEEPER 2-like. The record is from RefSeq and is a predicted model, not a curated record. Bases 1 to 762 code for a protein of 253 amino acids. The transcript has 2 exons. NCBI's taxonomy places the organism in Eukaryota, Viridiplantae, Streptophyta, Magnoliopsida, Lamiales, Oleaceae.